Molecule: messenger RNA, 2236 nt
Organism: Tilletiopsis washingtonensis
Lineage: Eukaryota; Fungi; Basidiomycota; Exobasidiomycetes; Entylomatales
Product: acetyl-CoA synthetase-like protein
Exons: 14
Biological process (GO): fatty acid metabolic process
Molecular function (GO): medium-chain fatty acid-CoA ligase activity
Source: RefSeq, a predicted model, not a curated record
CGGUGCGCUGCUCGUGCUCAACGCGCCCUCUCCGUCAGCUCCUCAACAUCCUCUGCGUCACGCUGCUUCCUCAAGCAUGCUGCGUCUCGUUCGCGCACGAGCCCUGGCAGCGGCGCCUUUGCGCGGCCGGCUGGCGAGCGCAGUGCCGACAGCCACAUCGCGGGCGCUACCCAGCAGCAGCCGCCGCACCAACGCUGGCGGCCCCUCGCCGUGCUCAGCCUCGGCACGCCUCUUCCACAGCAGCAUUCCACGCCUCAGCUCGCAGCCCGCGCUGGCCGAGCACCCGACGCGCCGCAACAGCUCGGACGAGCUGGUCUCGUACGUCUCCGGCCCGCUCUCGCCGCCGCUCUCCUCGCUGUCUCUGGCCGCCUUCUGGGCCGAGCUCGUCGCGGCGCACGCCUCGCGGCCCGCACUCAUCAGCGCACACGAGCCGCCGGAUGCGCAUGCGGCCGUCACGCGCGAGAAGCAGGCGGGCGAGGAGGAGUGCUUGCGCUGGACGUUCGCCGAGAUGGACGCGCACAUCCGACAGGUGGCCCGCGGGCUGCGGAGCAUGGGCGUCAAGCCGGGCGAGAGAGUGGCUGUCUUGAUGAUGAACUCCUCGGCGAUGGCGGCGCUGCAGCUCAGCACGGCGUACCUCGGUGCGCCGCUCGUGACGCUCAACCCGUCCUACUCGCCGCGCGAGCUGGCCCGGGCGCUGAAGCAUGUCGGCGCCAGCACGCUCCUCAUCGUGCCUUCGCUGCGCGGCAGUGACUACACGGCGCAUCUGCGAGCCAUCCUGCCGAGCCUCGCAACGCCGCCGCAGAGCGAGGGCCAGGAGCUGCAGGACGAGGCACUGCCGCUGCUCAAGCGCAUCAUCCUCGUCGACAACAUCUCGGGCCGCCCCGCCGGCUGGGAGGCGACAAGCCUGCUGGCACGUGAAGCGAAGGGCUUCGACGAGGCCAAGAGCCGCUUGAACGGCUGGGCGAGCGAUUACAAGGAGGUGCUGCGGCGCGGCGAAACGGAGGGCGAGACGCUGGCGGGCCUGCAGAUGGACAUGGACGAGGUGGUAAACUUGCAGCUGACCAGCGGCACGACGGGCGCGCCAAAAGCAGUCGCCCUCUCCUCGCACAACCUGACCAACAACGCCGCCUCGAUCGGCGCCACGCUGAACCUCUCGCCCACCGACAUGCUCGUCAACGUGCCGCCACUCUUCCACUGCUUCGGCCUGACGCUGGGCAACCUCGCCGCGUGGUCGCGCGGCGCCUCGAUCCUCUACGUCUCCGAAGGCUUCGAUGCGCUGCGUACGCUGCGUGCCGCGGCGCGAGAGCAGGCCACCGCCAUCAACGGCGUGCCGGCGCACUUUGUCGCCGAACUCGCACUGCUGCGCCAGGUGCGCGCGGCGCAGAAGAAGGGCGAUCGGAAAGCGCUGCAGACGCUCGGCGUGAAAGAGAAGGAGGAAUGGGAGUUCAGAUUGCGGACUGGCCUCAUGUCUGGCUCGACGAUUCCAAUCGAGCUGAUGCAUGCCUGCAUCGACGAGAUGGGCGCCGAGCAACUCACCGUGGUGUACGGCAUGACCGAGACGAGUCCUGUCUCCUUCGGCGUCGACACCUCUGCUUCCAUCGAGCGGCGUUGCUCGACCGUCGGACGCAUCUAUCCGUGGGCACACGCCAAGAUCGUCUCUCCGUCCGACGACUCGGGCACGCCGCUGCCAGUCGGCCAGACGGGCGAGCUGUGGAGUGGUGGGUACCUCGUCAUGCAGGGCUACUUCCGCGAUGCGGAGAAGACCAAGGAGGCGGUGCUCGAGCAGGACGGCAUCCGAUGGAUGAAGACGGGCGACUUGGCCAGCAUGGAUGAAGAAGGCUACGUGCAGAUCCGCGGCCGCGUCAAGGACCUCGUGAUUCGCGGUGGCGAGAAUCUCUUCCCGCCGAUGAUCGAGAACUGCAUCGACGAGUUGCCAGCCGUCGCGACAUCGGCGGUCGUCGCUGUGCCUGACGAGCGCAUGGGCGAGACGGUCGGCGUGUUCAUCCAGCUCGAGUCUUCAUCCGCCUCCGAGUCUGAACAGCCGACGCCGGCAAGCGUGCGCGCCCACGUCAAGGAGCACCUCUCGCACCAGUCCGCACCCGACUGGGUCUGGUUCCUGGGGCGCGACGGCGUGUCCACUGAGAUGCCGGCGACGGCCAGUGGCAAGGUGCAAAAGGUCGUGCUGCGCGAAUGGGCGGCCGACCUCGUCAAGAGGGAAGUUGGGCGCGCAACGAAG